AUGCCCUUGUCUGUGCCAGUCGCAACGCGUUCUAUAGAUCCGCCUUCGGUGGGUAGGAACAACUACCAGCCGUUUGGCUUUCGCGAAGAGGUCUUACCCAAAGGAUGGAGCCAGAACGGAUCGCGUCCACUACCUUGUGAUAUCCAUGCCUCGCACGACGUCAAAAUCAAAGUUCGUGACGGUUGCAACUUAUACUGCGACAUCUACCGACCGGUCGAUUCAACAGAGCCCGUGGCUGCAAUCCUAGCCUGGAGUCCAUUUGGGAAGAAGUACAAUGGGAUUACCAUGUUAAAGAACCUUCCAUGGAAUCUUGGAAUUCCCGAUGGAGUUCUGAGCGGUCUAGAGAAGUUCGAAGGACCCGAUCCUGCCGAGUUUGUUCCUCGUGGAUUCGCUAUUGUCAAUGUGGAUGCUCGGGGUUCCGGCGAUUCUGAAGGGAUUGUUGGGAUUAUGGGGUCACAGGAGGCCGAGGAUGGAUAUGAUGUGAUCGAAGCAAUUGCCAAAAUGCCGUGGUGUAAUGGGAAUAUUGGCUUGGCUGGGAACUCGCACUUGGCUAUUGUCCAGUGGUUCAUUGCUGCAUUGCAACCACCUUCCCUUAAAGCCAUUGCUCCAUGGGAAGCCUGCGGUGAUCUUUACAGGGAACAGUUUGUCCGAGGCGGUAUAUUCGACGCGGGCUUGUUUGACUUCAUCAUCGACCACAAUAUUCAGGGUCACGGAGGCGUGGAGGACUUUCACGAGAUGUACCGUCGCCAUUCUCGAGCCGAUUCGCUGUAUUGGAAGGACAAACGUGCGGACAUCGCGAAAAUCCAAAUCCCAGCAUACAUUACAGCAUCAUAUACCAGCUUUGUGCACACCAUGGGAUCUAUACGAGGGUGGCUCCAGGUUGCAACCUCUGAGAAAUGGCUUCGCCUGUGCCCUUGGCAGGAAUGGUACGAUAUCUGGAACUGCAAGGACUCAACCGAUGAACUUGCAACAUUUUUCGACUACUACUUGAACGGCAAGCAGAAUGGGUGGGAGACCACACCCAAAGUCCGUACCACAAUUCUUCGAUUCAAUCAGGAUCCCUUGUACAAUAUCGCCGAGAACGACUACCCGAUACCGCGCACCGAUUACAAGAAAGUGUAUUUUCACAACGACGGUCGUCUGGGCUUCGAAACUCCUUCGUCUGCGGCAUCGGUUUCCUAUCAAGCUGAAAAAUACCAGGACUGUGCCGCAUUCACCUACACAUUCCCCAACAAGACACGAUUGGCGGGAAUCCCAAAGGCAGUCCUGUUCAUGUCUUGCCCGGAUUUCCACGAUAUGGAUGUCUACGUCCUGCUGCGCAAGCUAGAUGUACAAGGGAAGGCCCUACUAAACCUCAAUAUUCCCUGGUCAAGCAUUGCUCAGCAUGGAGUCACCCCAGAGACGCUUGACAAGGUACCGCGACGUAACAUGAAUAAUCUCAUGUUCCAUGUUGGAUCGCUGGGAAUCCUGCGAGCGUCGCGUCGAGCAAUCGAUGAGUCGAAAUCGAUCCACGAAAACUACCCCUUCCAUACCCACGAUCGCGACGAGUAUAUUGUCCCUGGAGAGGUUGUUCGAUUGGAGAUCGGGAUCUGGGCCAUGGGGGUAGAGUACGAGGCUGGGGAAAGUAUCCAGAUCGAGAUCCAUGGCAACAGUCCACUGCUUCGUGGGGAGUUCAAGGAUGACAAUGAAUUUUCGGGUGCUGCAUCGCAUGGGAAGCAUAUUGUUCAUUUUGGAGGAGAUUAUGCGUCACAUGUCAUACUGCCUUUUGUUUAA
Penicillium waksmanii is the source of this 1773-nucleotide messenger RNA. Its product is annotated as CocE/NonD family hydrolase. The coding region runs from base 1 to 1773 and encodes 590 amino acids. Gene Ontology annotation, molecular function: dipeptidyl-peptidase activity. The transcript has a single exon. The record is from RefSeq and is a predicted model, not a curated record. NCBI's taxonomy places the organism in Eukaryota, Fungi, Ascomycota, Eurotiomycetes, Eurotiales, Aspergillaceae.